AUGAGAAUUGGCGAAUCGAUCACUUAUUUAUUUAAAGAGUUGGUAAGCAACGAAUUUUCAAAAGCAAAUUUGCUCAAAGAAUUGACUUAUAUCGCACGUAUAAGGACUAGUGAUGUCAGUACUACUACUACUACUACUACUACUACUACUACUACUACUACUACUACUACUACUACUACUACUACUACUACUACUACUACUACUACUACUACUACUACUACUACUACUACUACUACUACUACUACUACUACUACUACUACUACUACUACUACUACUACUACUACUGAUGAGAUUUUUCCAUAA
This is a messenger RNA of Schistosoma guineensis, 303 nucleotides long. NCBI's taxonomy places the organism in Eukaryota, Metazoa, Platyhelminthes, Trematoda, Strigeidida, Schistosomatidae. The record is from the annotation of a GenBank genome assembly.